AUGUACUCUGACUCUACUAGUGUACAGGUCGAAAAUGAGGAUAGGGCCUACAGGGCUGCUGAUUCUGAUUCAGCGCACAAGGCAGAUUCAGAAGACACACUUUCAGAUAGAAGUAUAUCUGUAUCCUUUCAAAAACAAUUGGAUUGUAUCCCUGAGCUGUGUAUACUAGGUUUCAUCUCCCAUCCCUAUCGUGCUUAUUUAGAAGAUACCAGUUUCGCGCGGUGUCACCAAACCUCGAUCACCACUUGCGGCGCAGAGACGUACACGCGCUCUCUUUUAAUGGCAGGACACGGCACGCCAAUCUGGGAUCCCAUUGGGGACACAAAUCGUCCUAAACACCAUCUCAAGUCCGGGGUGAUGAUAGGAGAUGUGGGACACGUUACUGUUCACGGUGAUUUUGAGAGUUACUUUAAUAUCUUUCUGCCUCCAGAUAAAGAACUGCAAUUGUAUUGCCCUGAAAAUUUGGAACCGUUAUCGCCCCCGCUGAAGCCUGAGGAAGUUAAAGUGCAAACAAAUUAUUUUCACCCUGGUACCGUUCUCUCCAGUACAGGAGCGGAGGUUACGCAUAUGCAGGAAUCGCCUCUAGACCUCAAAUUCACCAUUAAAGCAAGAGAAUCCGGCAUCCUCAUCUUGCCGGACGGCGCAUCCCGCACAGACCUGCUUCCCUCAAGUACAACGCGGAUUCGGGACUACGUGCACAAGCACGCGUUCGAGUGGUACAAGUUCAUAAACGGCACAAAAGGGUUGGUAAUCUGUCCCAAUGGCUCGCUCUGCGUCGUCACCGGCCACGACAAGGCUGCUUCCUGGGCAAGUUGCACGUCCAACCCUAUAGAUCAUCUCAAAGCGGCGGAGUCGGGGUCUGUUAUAGUCGAUGGGGAACAUGCGUGA
This is a messenger RNA of Psilocybe cubensis, 888 nucleotides long. RefSeq lists its product as uncharacterized. NCBI's taxonomy places the organism in Eukaryota, Fungi, Basidiomycota, Agaricomycetes, Agaricales, Agrocybaceae. The transcript has 2 exons. The record is from RefSeq and is a predicted model, not a curated record. Bases 1 to 888 code for a protein of 295 amino acids.